This is a messenger RNA of Thyridium curvatum, 690 nucleotides long. RefSeq lists its product as uncharacterized. Gene Ontology annotation, biological process: L-histidine biosynthetic process. The record is from RefSeq and is a predicted model, not a curated record. Gene Ontology annotation, molecular function: imidazoleglycerol-phosphate dehydratase activity. Lineage: Eukaryota; Fungi; Ascomycota; Sordariomycetes; Thyridiales; Thyridiaceae. The transcript has 2 exons. The coding region runs from base 1 to 690 and encodes 229 amino acids.
AUGUCCUCUACGAAGUCGAGCCCUCGCUGGGCUGCAAUUGCUCGCGACACCAACGAGACCAGCAUCCAACUGGCGCUCAACCUCGACGGCGGAUCAUUCCCCACAGACACGGACUCGCGAUUGCUCGCAAACGGUGCCGACAGCCACGCCUCGCAGUCCAGCAAGUCACAAACCAUCAGCAUACACACCGGUAUUGGAUUCCUUGAUCACAUGCUGCAUGCGCUUUCCAAGCAUGCCGGCUGGAGCUUGACGCUCAACUGCAAGGGCGACCUCCACAUCGACGACCACCACACCGCAGAAGACGUCUGUAUUGCCCUCGGCACCGCCUUCAACAAAGCCCUCGGCAGCGCCGCCGGCAUCGCCCGCUUCGGCUCCGCCUACUGCCCGCUGGACGAGGCCCUGUCGCGCGCCGUCGUCGACAUCAGCAAUCGGCCGUACAGCGUCAUCGACCUGGGCCUGCGACGGGAGAAGAUUGGCGACCUCAGCUGCGAGAUGAUCCCGCACUGCCUCCAGAGCUUCGCCCAGGCGGCCCGCAUCACCCUCCACGUCGACUGCCUACGGGGCGAGAACGACCACCACCGCGCCGAGAGUGCCUUCAAGGCGCUGGCGGUGGCGGUCAGACAAGCAACGUCCAAGGUGGCGGGCAAGGAGGGCGAGGUGCCGAGCACGAAGGGCACGCUGAGUGCUUAG